Messenger RNA from Triticum dicoccoides, 1331 nucleotides. Its product is annotated as omega-amidase, chloroplastic-like. Lineage: Eukaryota; Viridiplantae; Streptophyta; Magnoliopsida; Poales; Poaceae. The record is from RefSeq and is a predicted model, not a curated record. Gene Ontology annotation, cellular component: mitochondrion. The transcript has 9 exons. Gene Ontology annotation, molecular function: omega-amidase activity. Bases 109 to 984 code for a protein of 291 amino acids. Gene Ontology annotation, biological process: oxaloacetate metabolic process; L-glutamine metabolic process.
CAUCGAGUCUUCAAUCUCGCCACGCCCACUCCCUCCUCUCCAGGCCAAGGCCAACCAACAGGGUACAAUAACCAGGGCGCAGCGCUUGCUCGUUUCAUCUCUCGUGCCAUGCCACAGGUAGCACAGUACAAGAUCGCGCUGUGCCAGCUGCCUGUCACCGCGGACAAGCACGGCAACAUCGCCCGCGCGCGCGCCCGCAUCGACGCCGCCGCGGCCGCCGGCGCCAAGCUCGUCGUCCUGCCGGAAAUAUGGAACUGCCCCUACGCGAUGGAGACCAUGCCGAGCUACGCCGAGGACAUCGACGGCGGCCGGUCGCCGUCGGUCUCGAUGCUGUCGGAGGUGGCCGCUGCCAGGAAGAUCACCAUCGUCGGCGGAUCCGUGCCCGAGAUGGCGUCGGGGCAGCUGUUCAACACCUGCUGCGUGGUCGGUCCCGACGGAGAGAUCAAGGCCAAGCACAGGAAGCUGCAUCUGUUUGGAAUUGACAUCCCCGGAGACAUCACUUUCAGGGAAUCCGAUACCUUCACUGCUGGGCAAGAACCCACCGUGGUUGACACAGAUGUUGGACGGAUUGGUAUUGGGAUUUGUCAUGAUAUCCGGUUCCCAGAACUGGCAAUGCUGUAUCGAUCAAGAGGUGCACACUUGAUAUGCUACCCUUCUGCAUUUAACAUGAGCACCGGGCAGCUCCUCUGGGACCUUAUGCAGAAGUCCAGGUUCAGUUAUCUCUCUUCUCCAACUGUUCUGUCACCUUUUUCCUUGUUCCUCACUGUACUGAAAUUCAUGGAAAAACCAAUCCCCUUAAACGGUCUUGGUUUCAGCUGUUCGUGGCGACCUGCUCACCUGCGCGAGACCCCAACUCGCCGUCGGAAUUCGUGGUCUGGGGCAACUCAAGCCUCAUCGCACCAUUUGGCGAGGUUCUUGCGGCGGCAGGGCACGAGGACGCGACCGUCAUCGGCGAGAUCGACCUGUCUUUGGUUGAAGCUGUAAGGGCGAACCUCCCUUUGGAAACGCAGGGUAGAGGGGAUCUGUACAGGCUGAUCGAUGUCCAGAGGGAACGUUCGAGCUAGCUGCGUUGCUCGAGGAGAUGGAAAUGCAGCGCACAGAGCUGAAGAAGGCCACGUCUGCAUGUGUUGGUCACAUGCUAGGUUCAGUAAGACACUAAGACUGUAAGGGGUUUGCAAAAUUGUGUAGCGGCAUGCAAAGAUUCGGGAUGCCAUAAUACUGUAUCCUUGUACUGCAUUUGUUUUCUUAUUACAGUGAACUAAAAGUAGAUGUGGAUUUGAGUAGUCCGGAUUCUGCUAAAACCCGGUUACUAGUAGGUUUUCCCUUUUUGA